GCGGACCGCGCGCUCAGAGCACAACUGAGAGAGGGCGCUGAAGGGUGGCAGACCCUGUAUCAUGGAUACUCUUUCUGAAGCAAAUGGCACCUUUGCCAUCCGCCUUUUAAAGAUACUGUGUCAGGACAAGUCUGGACGCAAUGUGUUUUAUUCUCCUAUGAGCAUCUCCUCUGCCCUGUGCAUGAUUCUAUUGGGGGCAAAGGGAAAUACCGCAGUCCAGAUGGCCCAGGUACUUUCUUUAAACACAGAGAAAGAUGUUCAUGUGGGCUUCCAGUCACUUCUCGCUGAAGUGAACAAGCCUGGCACAAAGUACUUGCUUAGAACAGCCAACAGGCUCUUUGGAGAGAAGACUUGUGAAUUCCUCCCAACAUUUAAGGAGGCCUGUCUUAAGUUUUACCUAUCUGAACUGGAGCAACUGCCCUUUGCCAAAGACGUAGAGAUGUCCAGGAAGCAUAUAAACACUUGGGUCUCCAAACAGACUGAAGGUAAAAUUCAAGAGCUGUUGCCAAGGAACUCAAUUAGAGAGCAGACCAAGCUGGUUGUUGUGAAUGCCAUCUACUUCAAAGGAAAGUGGGAUGACUAUUUUAACGAAACAUGCACAACGGAAAUGCCUUUUAAAAUAAACCAGAAGGAGGAAAGGCCAGUUCAGAUGAUGUAUCAGGAAGGCAAAUUCAACAUCACCUAUGUGAGUGAGGUGCAAGCACAGGUGCUGGAGCUGCCCUACGAGGGCAAGGAGCUGAGCAUGGUGAUCCUGCUCCCGGAUGAUGGCGUGGAUCUCAGCACGGUGGAAAACAAUCUCACUUUUGAGAAGUUAACAGCCUGGACCAAGCCAGACUGUAUGAAGAACACUGAAGUUGAAGUUUUCCUUCCAAGAUUUAAACUGCAAGAGGAUUAUGAUAUAGAGUCUCUGCUCAAGCGUUUGGGGAUGGUGGAUGCCUUUCAACAGGGCAAGGCUGACCUGUCAGCACUGUCAGCUGAGAGACACCUGUGUCUGUCCAAGUUUGUGCACAAGAGUGUGGUGGAGGUGAAUGAAGGAGGCACAGAGGCUGCGGCAGCUUCAGUCAUGGAGGCUGUAGAUUGCUGCUUGGUGUAUGAAUCGCGGUUCUGUGCUGACCACCCCUUCCUUUUUUUCAUCAGGCACAACACAUCCAACAGCAUUCUGUUCUGUGGCAGGUUCUCCUCUCCAUAGGGGCGCACUUACUGUGCACGGCAGCAUUUCCCUCUUUUGGAAAUGCAUGGCCUGUAGGUGAAAGCCAAGUACUAGAUGAUGGCAGAUUCCUCAUCCCUCUGAACU
Molecule: messenger RNA, 1294 nt
Organism: Castor canadensis (American beaver)
Lineage: Eukaryota; Metazoa; Chordata; Mammalia; Rodentia; Castoridae
Gene: Serpinb9
Product: serpin family B member 9
Biological process (GO): negative regulation of endopeptidase activity
Cellular component (GO): cytoplasm
Molecular function (GO): serine-type endopeptidase inhibitor activity
Source: RefSeq, a predicted model, not a curated record